Corythoichthys intestinalis (scribbled pipefish) is the source of this 7139-nucleotide messenger RNA. Its product is annotated as rho guanine nucleotide exchange factor 7-like. Bases 679 to 3018 code for a protein of 779 amino acids. The transcript has 22 exons. NCBI's taxonomy places the organism in Eukaryota, Metazoa, Chordata, Actinopteri, Syngnathiformes, Syngnathidae. Gene Ontology annotation, molecular function: guanyl-nucleotide exchange factor activity; protein binding. The record is from RefSeq and is a predicted model, not a curated record. Gene Ontology annotation, biological process: lamellipodium assembly; intracellular signal transduction. Gene Ontology annotation, cellular component: lamellipodium; cytoplasm.
GACAUAUUACCGCGGAAACAAACAAUGGCCGAAGUGAAAUAGUGUCAAUGAAUGUGUCGGUUUCGGAAGACAGUCGAUGGGACCGUCUGGGAUUUUUUUUUUAUUAGUAUCCUCAAACGACCCUACUCGCGUCGCAAAAGGACUGCGACAUUAGACACAACGGAGAUGCUGGGCUUUUCAGGUCGAAUGUUUACUCUUCUAACAUACCCAACACGAAGCCCUGGAGGGUGAGCAUUUCCUCAUCCUUCCACUUCAUUAUCUUCCCUCUAUCUGCAAUCACCAAGGACACCGGCGCCAACUCCCACCACCACGAAAACACAACAACGCCUGGCAGACAGGAGGUGGCACGUGAAAACAUUCAAUCCACCAUCACCACUAAACCACACGCACGCGCAAGCGUGACAUCAUCGAAUGGUCGAGCGGCUGGCGGCAUCAGCAGAGAGGCUGACAGAUUGAGGGAGGGGAAACACACCACGGAAGAAGAGGAGCAACCGGACCACCCCUCCUCCUCUCCUCUCUGUACGAUCUGUCCUUCUCCCCGAAUGCAUCAUCAUUCCUGUGGAUGCUCCGGGAUGACAGCGUGAAGCGGGGCCAGGAGCUGUCGAGGUGCUCGCACGCACGCACGCCCCCGCCCCUCUUUCUCCCUCCGCGGCCGCUUUUAUCGACUCGAAUGUGGCCAUGAAUUCGGCGGAGCAAACGGUGACAUGGCUCAUUACGCUCGGCGUGCUGGAGUCGCCCAAGAAGAGCAUCGCGGACCCCGAGGCUUUCCUGCACAGCUCCCUCAAGGAUGGCGUGGUGCUCUGCAGGCUCCUGGAGCGCCUCAGCCCCGGAUCCACGGAGAAAAUUUACCAAGAACCGAAGAACGACGGCGAGUGUCUGAGCAACAUAAAGGAGUUUGUCAAGGGCUGCACGUCUUUCCGCGUCGAGCCAUUUGAAGCCACUGACCUGCUGCUUGGCCUAAAUUUCUCAAAGGUGCUGAGUACUCUCGUGGCUCUGAAUAAAGUGACAGCAGAUAUUGGCGUGGGCAGUGAUUCUGUGUGUGCCCGACAUUCUUCCGCCCACCGUAUUAAGUCUUUCGAGUCUCUGGCCUCCCAGGCUUCAUUGGGUCGAUCCUCCAAGCUGCUACAGAACCAGUUUCGCAGUCUGGACAUGUCAGAGAACUGCGGGCAGCAGCUGCUGGUAAAGGCGCGUUUCAACUUCCUGCAAACCAAUGAGGAUGAGCUCACCUUUAAUAAGGGUGACAUCAUCAGCGUGACUCGUCAAGAGGAUGGAGGCUGGUGGGAGGGGACCCUCAACGGCAAGACUGGAUGGUUUCCUAGCAACUACGUCCGUGAAGCCAAAGGCUCUGACAAACAAGUCUCACCGAAGUCCGGUACCCUCAAAAGUCCGCCUAAAGGCUUCGACACAUCUGCCAUAAGCAAGACAUACUAUAACUUGGUGUUGCAGAACAUUUUAGAAACAGAGACAGAAUAUUCUAAGGACCUCCAGAGCCUCCUCGCAAAUUACCUGCGUCCUCUUCAGACCUUUGAAAAGGUGAGCAGUGCUGAUGUAUCUCUUAUCCUGGGAAAUCUGGAAGAAAUCAGCACGUUUCAACAGAUGCUUGUCCAAUCACUGGAGGAAUGCACCAAGCUUCCCGAGAGUCAGCAAAGGGUGGGAGGCUUCUUCCUCAACCUUAUGCCGCAAAUGAAGGCUCUUUACGUGGCGUACUGCUCAAACCAUCCCUGUGCAGUUAAUGUGCUUACGCAACACAGUGAGGCACUCGGGGAAUUCAUGGAGGGCAGAGGGGCUGUCACCCCGGGGAUCCUCACCCUCACCACGGGCCUUAGUAAGCCUUUCAUGAGGCUUGACAAAUACCCCACCCUGCUCAAGGAGCUAGAGCGCCACAUGGAGGAGAGUCACCCUGACAGAAGUGACAUCCAUAAGUGCAUGGCUACUUUCAAAAAUCUAUCUGCACAGUGCCAGGAGGUGCGGAAGCGUAAGGAGCUGGAGCUGCAGAUCCUGACUGAAUCCAUCCGGUUGUGGGAGGGUGACGACAUCAAGACGCUGGGCUCGGUGCUGUACAUGAGUCAGGUCCUGGUGCACACUCCUGUAGCAGAGGAAAAGAGUGAGCGUUACAUCAUGCUUUUCCCACAUGUUCUACUCAUGUUGUCGGCCAGCCCCAGGAUGAGCGGCUUCAUAUUCCAGGGUAAACUGCCUUUAGCUAGCAUGUCGGUGGGCAAGCUCGAAGAUUGCGAAGCCCACAAAAAUGCAUUUGAGCUCAGCGGCCCCAUGUUUGAGCGACUUCAGGUGUCGUGCACCAACCAGCAGGAUCUGCAGGACUGGGUGGAGCAUCUAACUCGGCAGAUCAAGCACACUGCAGCCACGGCGCCGAGCCACAAACCUCUUACUGUUCCCUGCCACACUCUUCCAUCUCAUCCCGUCACUCCGUCCCGGCACGCAGAAGGCAGGGCCAUGACAGUGGCCCCCACCUACCACACCCUGCCCCAUCCUUCCUCCCAUGGGACAUCCCACAGUACUAUGAUGUGGGGCCCCCUGGAACCUCCCAACACCCCCAAACCUUGGAGCUUAAGCUGCCUGCGGCCUGCACCCCCUCUACGACCCUCUGCAGCCCUCUGCUAUAAGGAGGAUCUAAGUAAAAGUCCCAAGAGUGUCAAGAAACUCCUUCCUAAGCGCAAACCAGAGAGGAAACAGUCUGAGGAGGAGUUUGCCUUGAGAAAGAGCACUGCUGCUCUGGAAGAAGAUGCCCAGAUCUUAAAAGUCAUUGAAGCCUACUGCACCAGUGCCAAAACCAGGCAGACCCUCAACUCCACCUGGCAGGGCACUGACUUGAUGCACAACCACGUGCUGGCCGACGCGGAUCGGCCCUCCACCGACUCCCCGGGCCGCCGCAGCAGCGUGUCACGGCCGGAGUUGAGCUCCGACCUUUCGGAGGACUCUGACUACGACUCUAUUUGGACCAGCCACUCUUACCGAAUGGGCUCGGUGCCGCGCAAGAGCUGCAUCUCUCACCAAAACUAAAGAAUGCUUGGUGCUGCCCCAUGGCGCACUUACCUCUUUAACCGUCUGUAUUAGGAUUUUCUUAAAAUCUAUUUAUUCUAUUGGUUUUUUUGUUGUUAACUUAUUUACUUUAAUUUACUUUUGGACAGAUUGAUGAUGUAGAACACAUCUCCCCGUUGCCUUUGCCACGUUCCCUUUCGAUGUGCCUCCUCUCUUUCUGUAGCCGUCAUGCAGUAAGCAUUUGCUCAUUCCUGUUCAUUGAAGGGCGUAGGUUUGGUCUCAAAAUUGGUAGGGACGCUAUAACAGCAUAACCUGCAUGUACACUUUUUGCUGGGGACGGGACAUUAAUAAGACAAACAGAUUGGGUACAUAUCUCAAAAAUGGCUGCUUCCUACAUAAAAAUGAAAAAAGGUGAAAUAAUUUUCAUAGGGAGAAAGUCAUUUUUCAAAAUGCUUGCUUCACAUAAAGGAAAUUUAGAGUGGUUGUGCUUUUUUAGUUUUUUUUUUUUUUUUUUUAGGGUGGGGGGGUGCAUAGACUGCAAAUAAAAUAGUUUUUUUUUUUAAAUGAUGUGGAAAAUCAAUACAUUUUAAUUAAUGAAUAAAUGCACAAAAUGCUCAGUUGAAUUAAAGUUGACAGUAGAAAACAUACAGGAAGGCCCCUCUCUAAGCAGCUUUCUACUCGAGUUUUACAGGGUAGCAAGUUCACACAGUUUAAUGUUAUGCUAACUCCAGAGGUUGCGCUAGACUUUUUCGAUGUCUGUCAUUUUGACAGACAGGGUCAUAAAAAUCCGGUCAUAAUCUAUUUUUACCCGUCACUUAUUUUUUUAAAAUGAUAAUAAUGACAUUGUGGUGACCCUUUGUUUGGCAUAAUUCACCUUCCGUACUCGUGUGUCCAUUUGGCCGAGCGCGUUACCGGCUACGACACAGUCACGUGACAGAGACACUUGCACAGCAAUUCGAGCUAACAAGCCUCUUAACAUUGCAUACCGCUUCAACAUAUUCAAUAGUAUUUAGUUUUCAUUCAUUUUAAAUUAAUAUUCUGUCCGAACAAGCUUAACAGAGAAUCCACACCGUGCCAUCACACAUCAAGCAGAUGAAUAUGUAACUUUUUCUCCGCAGUGACAAAAACAGCUGACUGUGGCCCCAGUAGGUAGGCUACAUAUGGAACAAUGAAAUUAACAGUUCACCUGCUGUGGCCUGAACGCAGUCUCACACCUUCCUCCUGGUGCGCAUGGACUUGAAUUGCGUGCCACGCUUGUGCAGUCCCUCUUUUGUCACCUCUUUUAUCAACACCAUCAUCGUUUUGGGGCUUUUUGAAGAAAUUUCGGACACUUAGUUGCCUUGAAAUUUUUCCAAGUAAGGCCAACGAUGUCAUGCAUCAAGAGAGACAAUAGCUAAUUAAUAUGCUCACUCGCCACCCUGUGGUCUGGGGUGUGAAUUGCAACCUGUCAAAAUGACAGAUGGACUUCAGUUUUUUCCGUCACUGUUUUAAAAAAUCGGUCAACGACGGAAAAUAUUCGGUUAACGUGACCCCUGGCUAACUCUUAUGCAGGUUGGACUUUCAGUAGCAAAAUUAGUGGUGUGUUCCCCACCUCCACAACAUUGACAUCUUUUUACUAGGGCUGUCAAACGAUUAAAAUUUUUAAUUGAGUUAAUAACAGCUUAAAAAUUAAUCGUAACUAAUCGCAAUUCAAACCAUCUAUAAAAUAUGCCAUAUUUUUCUGUAAAUUAUUGUUGGAAUGGAAAGAUAAGACACAAGACAGAUAUAUACAUUCAACAUACUGUACAUAAGUACUGUAUUUGUUUAUUAUAACAAUAAAUCAACAAGAUGGCAUUAACGUUAACAUUCUGUUAAAGCAAUCCAUCCAUCCAGUUCUUAAAAGAUAAAUGUUAGUAAAAGUUAUAGAAAUGUUAGAUUAAAACCCCUCUUUAUGUUUUCGUUUUAAUAAAAUUUGUAAAAAUUUCAAUCAAAAAAUAAACUAGUAGCUUGCCAUUGUUGAUGUCAAUAAUUACACAAUGCUCAUGGUGCGUAAACCUAUAAAAUCAGUCGCACCAAAGCGCCUGCAGAGGGCGACAAAACUGCCAAAAAACACAAGUAACAAGUGGAGAUUACACUGUGCUGUCAUUUUAAUCUGUUUGAGCGGGGCAUUUCCAUUAAAUGUGUCAAAUAUUUUAACGUGAUUAAUUUAAAAAAUUAAUUACCGCCCGUUAAUGCGAUAAUUUUGACAGCCCUACUUUUUACAUUACUUACAGUGGCUGCUGCUGCUGCCCCCCCCCCAAAAACUCUUAAUAUCCCUCCUCUUCAAAGGGGGCGGAGGAUGCGUCAUAUUGACAUGCAUUUCUGUCGGGGUCGUGUGAAUGUGGGGGUUCUAGUCAUCAGCCAAUCAAACAUGUGUUUGAGGGGAAAAAAUGGACCGGCACUACUAAAUAGUAGAGAUGUCAUCCCGAUCGAUCGGGUCCGAUCACGUCAAUUUCAAAGUAUCGGAAUCGGCAAAAAAAUAUCGGACAUGCCUUUUUUUAAUAUACCAGUAUAUAUAUAUUUUUAAUUAAAUUGUUUUCUAAUAGUAUUAAACGUUACAGACAUAAUAUGUUACACUCAUCCAGAGUCUUUAGUUUAGGCUUAAGGUAGGGUUAUCAAAUUUAUCCCGUUAACGGCAGUAAUUAAUUAAAAAAAAAAAAAUUAUCACAUUAAAAUAUUUAACGCAAUUAACGCAUGCUCUGCACGAUCCACUCACGCAUUGUCGCGUUCAAUCUGUAAUGGCGCCGUUUUACCUAUAUAUAGAGCUAAAAGGCAACGUAAAAUGAGUAGAGUGAAUUUUGGCAGCCUUUGGAGCCUUUUUUUAAUUGGCUAAAGCCUUACAAUCCCUCUCCUUACGAUUAGAAAUAUCGUGGGAAGCAAUGUGGGAAAGAAAGGUAGUAAUUGAUCUUUUUCUUAUCACCCUAUAUUAUUUCCCAACGCAGAGAAGAUAUAUCAAUUGGUACCACUGCGCACAGUCAUGGUUUCACAAGUUAAAUGGCUACAAUAUAAUUUACUGAAAGCUCAACAAAUACACUAGAUGGCAAUAUUUAGUCACAAUAUACAAAGUCACCUUUAUCCUUUAAGAAUAACAAGUCUUCCCUCUCACAGAAAGAAUGUUAAUGAUGUAAAUGCCAUCUUGAGGAUUUAUUGUCAUAAUAAACAAAUACAGUACUUAUGUACUGUAUGUCGAAUGUAUAUAUUCGUCCGAAUUUUAUUCAUUUUUUUCUUAAUGCAUUGCCAAAAUGUAUAUGAUCGGGAAAAAUUAUGGGGAAUUAUUGGACUUGAAUCGGGAGCAAAAAAAAAAAAAAAAAGCAAUCAGAUCGGGAAAUCUCGGGAUCGGCAGAUACUCAAGCUAAAACGAUCGGGAUCGGAUCGGGAGCAAAAAAAACAUGAUCGGAACAACCCUACUAAAUAGCAAAUGAAAAGGGGUAAAUGUAAGUCUGAACAUAAUGAAAAUAAUUCACUUAAUAAUGGUAGGGUCAAUUCUAUCCUAACAACACAUGGGAAGACAAUCUAAAUUACCUUUAUAGUUGAACUCAUUGUAUAAUGGAAAAAAGGUUGCUUAUUAAAAGUUGGUGGGGACAAUUUGAGCAUCCUUAAAAGUUGGUAGUGUUAUGUCCCUACCGUCCCUAUGCAAACCUACGCCCUUGUGUUCAUUUAUCUUGAAUGUGAUCCCUAGUUUGAGCACAAACAUGGGGAACUCUUUUUGCCCCGUUGAGUAAGGAUAAAAGACGUCGGUGGGAUUUAUAAAGGGGAGAUGUGGCGAUUCAGCGUUUCCUGUCUGAUAUUCAGAUGUAAUUCAGGAAUUAGUCUAUUCUCUUUGACGGCGUGCAGCUUAUAUCCCCGUUGGUGGUUUUAGAGCGCGUAUGCUUAAACAUAUAGCACAUGUAAACAAGCAAAUUCAGCUAUAUACUCUCUAUGUCCCUGCUGACACUUAUAAUACAGCACCAUGCCAACUUAAGCAAACUGUAAGCAUUUGUUUAUUUUUCAUUGCCGCAAAUGACAGUCAUUUUUUUUUCUGGGUCACUGUGGCUUUAAUAGAGGACACCUAAAAAGACGUGUAUUUGCCAUGGUAAAUGAAUGCAUUUUUUUUUUUUUUUUUAACGACUACGGUUUUGUACAAU